AUGGCCGGGAAUGGCCGGGAAUGGCCGGGAAUGGCCGGGAAUCGCCGGGAAAUGGCCGGGAAUCGCCGGGAAUCGCCGGGAGCUCCGCUCCGCCCGCGGUGCUGCAGCUCCCGUCGUGGCCGCUGGGGGGCGCUGUGGCCGCCCCUGGCUCACGCCGUUGCCAAGGGCGACGCGGCGGCCGCCGCGCAGGCGCAGUGCGCGGUGCCCCCGCCCGUCCAUGGCGAGGCCGCCAUGGCGCGGCGAGCCGCCUCCGGACGAGGAGGCGGACGAGUGUCUGCGGGAGUACCGGCACCUGCUCAGCCCCGACUGCUCGCGGGUCAGGUCGCCUUCAUCACCGGCGGCGGCUCCGGCAUCGGCUUCCGCAUCGCCGAGAUCUUCAUGAGGCACGGCUGCCGGACCGUCAUUGCCAGCCGGAACCUGGAGCGGGUGUCCGAGGCCUCCAAAAAGCUGGUGGCAGCCACAGGGCAGCAGUGCCUGCCUCUGUCCCUAGAUGUGAGGCAGCCCCAGACCAUCGUGGCAGCGGUGGAUGAGGCGCUGAAGGAGUUCAAGAGGAUCGACAUCCUCAUUAACGGUGCUGCAGGAAAUUUCCUGUGCCCAGCCAGUGCCCUGUCCUUCAACGCCUUCAAGACAGUGAUAGACAUCGACACCAUCGGCACCUUCAACACCUCCAAAGUCCUCUUUGAGAAAUAUUUCCGGGACCACGGCGGGGUCAUCGUUAACAUCACAGCGACCCUGAGCUACCGAGGGCAGGCCCUCCAGGUGCAUGCUGGAGCUGCCAAGGCUGCUAUAGAUGCCAUGACCCGUCACCUGGCUGUGGAGUGGGGACCCAACAACAUCCGUGUGAACAGCUUGGCCCCAGGACCCAUCACGGGCACCGAGGGCUUCCGGCGACUGGGUGGGAAAUUUGCUGAGAAAUCGAGCCUGUUUGACACGAUCCCCCUGCAGCGCGCGGGGAACAAGACGGAGAUUGCCCACAGCAGCCUGUACCUGGCGAGCCCCCUCUCCUCCUACGUGACAGGAACCACCCUGGUCGUGGAUGGUGGGAGCUGGCUCACCUCUGCCAACAGCUUCUCUGCCUUGCUGGAUUUCUGGUCUGCAGGAGCAAACCAACCCCAGUGAUGGACAGCGUGGGACUGACCGAUGGACAGACGUGACCGAAGCUGCCCGGGGACCCCUCGGGGUGACACCUGUCCCAGAGCAGGUGCCCAUGGCCAUGGCCUCUGAUUGGUAACUGGGGGUGGUGGUGACACUGCCAGCCCUGUGUCUGCCUGGGGGACAGAGCUCAGGAGUUACUGGGUGGGGAGCAGUCCCACACCUAUCCUGUGCCUUGACUGUCUUCUGAGCUGCUGUGGCUGAGGGUGCAGGGACAGCACAAGGGGUGAGGCUGGGAUGGUCACUGUCCCUUUGUGUUCCUCUGAGCUGCUCUCCUGGCCUUUCCCAAGUCCCAGGCAGUGCUGCCCCGGGAUAUCCAUCCUCUUCUGCCCCCAUCUCAGCCUGAGAACUGCCCAGGACCCCCAGCAGCAGCUCCUUUGAGGGAGGGGGAGUAGCUCAGCUCACCUGGGGUCAGAAUCACCCAGUGUGGUGGGGCCAGCUCUACCUUUGCAGCAGGAUCCAGCAGCUCUCAGAGGGGAAACAACCGGCCCCUGGCAGGGGGAAGUGGCCUCAUCCCCUCCGGGAGUCCAGAGUGGGCAUCCUGAAGGCUGCCAUGGAUGCAGCCAAGGUGCCCCUCUCCCAGGAGCAGAGCUGGUGUGAAGGCAGAUCCUCCCAGAGGACUGGGGUGCCAGCACCCUGGGGGCACACACUGCUCCCAUGCAGCCUCCUGCCGCUGAAGGCAGCUUUUAGCCUCACUCUGAAUUCCAUGAAGCUUGUUUUCCCACCUAAUUGUGUUUCCUACUUGAUUGUAAACUUGCCAGGUUUUGCUCCUUCCUUCAGGUCACGAAUAAAGAAUUUGCACCCUGA
Molecule: messenger RNA, 1959 nt
Organism: Manacus vitellinus (golden-collared manakin)
Lineage: Eukaryota; Metazoa; Chordata; Aves; Passeriformes; Pipridae
Gene: DECR2
Product: 2,4-dienoyl-CoA reductase 2
Exons: 9
Coding region: 1-1119 (372 amino acids)
Biological process (GO): fatty acid catabolic process
Molecular function (GO): 2,4-dienoyl-CoA reductase (NADPH) activity
Source: RefSeq, a predicted model, not a curated record